AUGGCAACAUCUCUUUUUCAAUCGAUAUUUCAUCCAAGUGAAAUUGUAGCUUUAAUUCAAUAUAAGUUUCUUAAGUCUUCACCUAUUCAUGUAAUUCCUCCUGAACAAAAAGCAAAAAUUCGCUGUUAUGAAUUUUUAAACAAAACUUCUAGGUCAUUUGCUGCUGUUAUUCAAGAAUUGGACGAUGAAAUUAGAGACGCCGUUUGUAUAUUUUAUCUAGUGUUACGUGGGCUUGAUACCAUUGAAGAUGAUAUGUCGAUUCCUAUUGAAAAGAAAGAACCUUUAUUGAGAGAUUUUCAUAAAACAAUUUAUAAGAAAGGAUGGACUUUUGACGAAAACGGUCCGGAUGAAAAAGAUCGGCAAUUACUUGUGGAAUUUGAUGUCGUAAUUGAAGAAUUUUUAGGUUUGAGAAAAAAGUUUCAGAAUGUUAUUGCAGAUAUUGCUGAUAAGAUGGGAAAUGGUAUGGCUGAUUAUGCAAAGGAUGCAGCAUAUAAUAAAUAUGGAGUUAUGACAAAUAAAGAUUUUGAUUUAUAUUGUCAUUAUGUUGCUGGAUUGGUUGGAAUCGGUUUAAGUAGUUUAUUUAGUACAAGUGGAUUGGAAAAACCGGAGUUAGCUAAAGAAACCGAACUCUCGAAUUUGAUGGGAUUGUUUUUACAAAAAACGAAUAUUAUAAGAGAUUACUUGGAAGAUCUAUUAGUAAAUCGUAGAUUUUGGCCAAAAGAAAUUUGGACAAAAUAUGUUGACGAUUUAGCGGAUUUUAGAAAACCAGGAUAUGAAAAGAAAGCAGUUGAUUGUUUAUCAACAAUGAUAUUAAAUGCUUUACAACAUGCUCCUGAAUGUUUAACUUAUAUGAAUAAAAUACAGAAUAAAAGUAUAUUUAGUUUUUGUGCUAUACCUCAGGUAAUGGCUAUUGCUACUUUAGCUUUAUUAUUUAAAAAUUAUAACGUUUAUCAUUCAGUCGUUAAAAUUCGUAAAGGUGAAACUGUUAAGUUGAUUCUAAAAUGUACGAAUAUUUAUGAAGUCGCAAAUAUCUUUCGCUAUUAUUCAAAAGUCAUUAUUCAAAAGAAUGAUAGUAAAGAUCCAAAUUUUAUGAAAAUUAGUGUAGCAUGUGGAAAGAUCGAACAGUGGUGUCAAACAAACUUACCAGAUAUAGAUUCAUAUUCAUCAUCUCAGCAAGACAAUAAUGAUAUAGUGAUUUUCCUUAUCGGAUUUAUUCUAUCGGCUUUUGCUGCUUAUUUAUUAUAUUAUGUAAAUCAGGAACACUUAGAUUAUAAAGGAAGAGAAACUUUAGAUGUUUUUGAUUAA
This is a messenger RNA of Rhizophagus irregularis DAOM 181602=DAOM 197198, 1305 nucleotides long. RefSeq lists its product as uncharacterized. Gene Ontology annotation, cellular component: endoplasmic reticulum membrane. NCBI's taxonomy places the organism in Eukaryota, Fungi, Glomeromycota, Glomeromycetes, Glomerales, Glomeraceae. Gene Ontology annotation, biological process: farnesyl diphosphate metabolic process; ergosterol biosynthetic process. Gene Ontology annotation, molecular function: squalene synthase [NAD(P)H] activity. The record is from RefSeq and is a predicted model, not a curated record.